This is a messenger RNA of Phytophthora sojae, 324 nucleotides long. RefSeq lists its product as hypothetical. NCBI's taxonomy places the organism in Eukaryota, Oomycota, Peronosporomycetes, Peronosporales, Peronosporaceae. The annotation marks the transcript as partial. The record is from RefSeq and is a predicted model, not a curated record. The transcript has a single exon.
GCUCUGCUUUUUAAGUGGAACUUCAACGCUUUGAACGCGUUUAUCUUACGCAUAAACGCCGUUGAGGCUGGAGCUCCGAGCUCGCCUCCGUUGCCAAGCUGGCUAUGCGAGCGUCCCCCCACCAUAACUUGUGAGUCGCUCACCGCCGACAUCGUCCGUCGAGUCGCCGACACCCAAGGACCGAGCUUCGACGGAGUCGUGGCGGUCGCAGACGACCAGAGGCGGCUGUCGGGCAUGCGUGAGCGGCUGAGCGCAGUGGAGGUCCACCCGUUCAUGCAGUGGGAAAUGGAGACGGCGGGUCCAAAUGACAGGCUGGCCAGCACG